Molecule: messenger RNA, 1163 nt
Organism: Drosophila gunungcola (fruit fly)
Lineage: Eukaryota; Metazoa; Arthropoda; Insecta; Diptera; Drosophilidae
Product: phenoloxidase-activating factor 2-like
Biological process (GO): proteolysis
Molecular function (GO): serine-type endopeptidase activity
Source: RefSeq, a predicted model, not a curated record
AGUACUUCACACCAGUGACAAGAAUGGUUGGUGUCAGCGGAAUAGUCGUCUGCCUACUUCUGGCUAUUAACCUAGUUCAAGGCCAGCAUUGCCGGUGCGUAGUGCCAGAGUUUUGCGAACAGAAGCGCCCUAAAAUAAGUUUUCUACUGCUUCUCCUCUAUGGAUGUGCCCACGGGGAAAUGUGCUGCCCAGAAAACGAAAAUCAAUUCCACUUCCUUUGCCUUACAAUUGUGGUAAAACCAACAAAGACGGUAAGAGUUACACACUGGAGAACCAACAUGAUUUGGCCCUGGAGGGCGAGUUUCCCUGGAUGGUAGCUCUGAUGGAUGAAAAUGACCAAUACUUUGGCGGAGGUUCCCUGAUCGCUCCAGAUGUGGUGCUCACUAGCUCCUAUGUUACCAAAGACAAGGAGAUCGAACAGAUCUUUGUGAGGGCUGGUGAAUGGAACUUUAAGAACACUAGCGAGCCCCAACCGCACGUUAAAGUGGGUAUAAGGUCAAAAGUGCGUCAUCCCGGCUUUCGCAUAGCUUCUGGAGCGAACAAUGCGGCUCUUCUGUUCCUCGAAAGCCCACUGGAGCUAACCCGCCACAUUCAACCCAUCUGUAUGCCUGCGGCGAGUAGGAACUUUGACUCAAGUCGCUGCAUUGUUAGUGGAUGGGGUAAGAAGCUAAAUAGUGACGUCCGCUAUAUGGAUGUACUAAAAAAGAUUGAGGUUCCGUUGGUGAAGAACCCCGUGUGUCAAACGAUAAUGCAGCUAUUAAACGAAGACGAUUUCUUGCUGGACGAAAGUCUAAUGUGUGCCGGCGGCGAACUCACCAAGGACUCCUGCAUCGCACGUGGUGGCUCUCCGCUUGUCUGUCCCCUGAAGGACGAUCCCGAGCGGUAUGAGCAGGCGGGCAUAGGCAAUUUUGGCUUUGGGUGCGGAAUGCAUGGCGUCCUGGUCGUCUACACCAGUGUAGCCAAACUGCGCGGAUGGAUUGAUCAGCAGAUCAGAAAAAAUCAAAUGGAAAAUCGACCAAAAAUGUAAAUUCGAUACACAAUCGCAGUUCAACCAAAUUUUAUAAGCAAAGAAGCAUAUUCUGUUCAUACUACGGAAAACCAUAAGAGCUUAAUUUCCCUGUCUUUAUGCAUUUAAUCUGGAACAAUAAAAGUGUAUCAAUUUA